AUGGUGAUACGGGCCUUCGAUGAGGACUCGGAGACGGACAGGCGAAUUGACAGCGCUUUCACGUCUUAUACGUGCUGUAAGCUUUUCCGUAAUGCCGGACCGACUGCGGGCGAGAAAGGUUGUGGUAAAGCGUCCGCUACCAACCUCAGCUGCUCUCUUGGCUUCGGUGACCCGCGAGACGGCCACAGACUUCUCGCCCUCGGAUACGUGUUCCGGUGUGGUGAUGACAGCGGUAUGGUUGCCAUUGAGGACCAUACGGGCGAUUCGCAGGACACGGUCAAGGCCCCAGAUGCCACCGGCGACAAAAAUCCAUAUCUCAUAGCCCCAGUUAUAGGUGUAUACGUACCAUAUGUGGUAGUAGUAACCGACAAUGAACAAUAG
Parascedosporium putredinis is the source of this 381-nucleotide messenger RNA. NCBI's taxonomy places the organism in Eukaryota, Fungi, Ascomycota, Sordariomycetes, Microascales, Microascaceae. The record is from the annotation of a GenBank genome assembly.